AUGCGCAUGAUUUGUCGCCAUGUGACGCCUCCAGCUAUAACAUUGUCUACAAUUUUCGUACCGGCACGGCUUUGGCAAUGGCUGAGAGGCGUUCGUCUUGUCGUGCUUCUGGCCUGUCUGGCUUCCAUAGCCACGGUCCACGCACAGACACCUGGCCAGAUCAGAGCCCUCAGAAAGGAGGCUGAGGAUCUUUUCUAUCAUGGCUUCGAGAAUUACAUGUCCUAUGCUUUUCCCGAGGACGAAUUGCGACCCAUCUCCUGCAAACCCUUGACCCGCGACCGCGACAACCCCGCGCACAUCGAAGUCAAUGACCCUCUGGGAAACUACUCCCUGACCCUUAUCGACAGUCUGUCCACCCUCGCGAUACUGGCCUCCAGCCCGUCAAGUUCCAAGCAAAAUAAACCCCUGCGGCUUUUCCAGGACAGCGUCAGGGAUUUGGUCGAGCAGUAUGGCGAUGGCUCCGAGGGCCCGUCGGGUCAAGGUUUAAGAGCGAGAGGAUUCGAUCUGGAUAGUAAGGUGCAGGUGUUUGAGACAGCGAUACGAGGUCUUGGUGGGCUCUUGAGCGCUCAUCUAUUCGCGGUUGGCGAGCUACCGAUCCGCGGCUAUGCCCCUCCUCAAAAGCAGGUAGCGUAUGCUGAAGCCUGGCAAAAGGACCAGUUUGGCGGCAAGAAGCAAGGAAUUGUCUGGCCCAAUGCUUUUGAAUAUGACGGCCAACUUCUCCGGCUGGCAUAUGACCUUGGGAACCGCCUGAUCCCUGCCUUCUGGUCGUCCACCGGUAUACCAUAUCCUCGUGUCAACCUUCGACAUGGGAUCCCGUUUUACGUCAAUUCUCCUUUCAAUACUGGUGCCGAAGACGGCCGAUGUGAAGCUCGACCAGGGGCUGCCGAAAUCACAGAGACGUGCAGUGCCGGUGCUGGAAGUCUGGUGCUUGAGUUCACAGUCUUGAGCCGGCUAACUGGAGAUCCUCGCUUUGAGGAUCUCGCAAAAAGAGCAUUCUGGGCGAUCUGGCAAAGGCGCAGUGCUAUCGACCUGAUUGGCGGCGGGAUUGACGCAGAGAGCGGAAACUGGAUCGGCACUUGGACGGGCAUCGGUGCUGGAAUCGACAGCUUCUUUGAAUACGCUCUGAAGUCGCACAUCCUCCUGUCACGCGACGCUCAUCCGGUCUAUAACAGCACUGCCUCACAAGAUCCAAGGAUUCUUCAUCAAUCUUUACCUGCGGAAGAUUCGACGUCCGAGGCCUUUCUCGAUGCUUGGAAUGCUGCUCAUGCGGCAAUCAAGCGGCACCUUUAUCGUGGACCAACAUAUCAGCACCCUCAUUACAUCCAAGCUGAUUUCUCCACUGGCGCAGCAAGAGGAUUCUGGAUGGAUGCAUUGAGCGCGUACUACCCUGGCCUUCUCACGCUUGCGGGACAUGUUGACGAAGCCGUGGAAACUCACCUUCUACAGACAGCUCUCUGGACAAGGUUCUCUGCUCUGCCGGAGCGGUGGAAUCUCAUGACAGGUGGCAUUGAAGGUGGGCUUGGUUGGUGGAUAGGCCGACCAGAGUUCAUCGAGUCCACGUAUUAUCUCUACCGCGCGACGGAAGAUCCCUGGUACUUUCACGUUGGGGAGAUGGUCCUGCGGGAUAUCAAACGACGAUGUUGGACGAGGUGUGGCUGGGCGAGCAUCCAGAAUGUGUUGACCGGAGAGCAGACGGAUAGGAUGGAGAGCUUCUUCCUCGGAGAGACGGCAAAAUACCUCUUUCUUCUCUUCGAUCCAACACACCCUCUCAACCGCCUGGAUGAACCCUUCGUCUUCACCACUGAAGGCCAUCCAUUGGUCAUUCCGCGAAGUGUUGCCAAAGGCUCCCAUCCUGAGGCUGUCUUGCAUCCAGUACACGGCGAAGAGUUAUUCUGUCCCGUCAAACCUUCACCCCUGCCGCUGACCAUUUCCAGUAUUGCUUCACGGGGCGAUGUCUUUCAUGCAGCUAAUCUGGCUCGACUUCAUCUCAUGCCUCAUAGGGACAAUGUUGAAUCUGCUCUUGGUGAAUACGCGGCAGAUCACCCGAGCAUUACCCUUUUGGAUAUCAGCUCUCCUUCCAAUUAUACAUAUUAUCCGUGGACGCUACCCCCGGAACUGGUCCCUUGGAAUGCAUCAAGCUCGCUCAUCCCGACUCCACCGACACUCGACAUUUCCUUCCCGGCAAUGUCUGCCCCUGGUCAACCUGUUCCUCCCCUCCAGCGCGUAAAAGACGGGAUCUUGAUCAACGCGAUCAGCGGGCUGCGGCUCGGAAUGAUUCGCGAUUACCCUUUGCUUUUCGAGGACGGGUUCCACGACGCAUUCCGCAUCCAAACAAUCAACAACAUUCCCCUUGGUAAAGAUGAGAAGGUGUACCUAGCGCGCGACACGGGCAGAGAUGUCCUUAGCCCAGCAGAUCCCAAUUUCACGCGUAUUCGCGACGCUGUCAUGUUGGACCUGGUAGUCGAUCUGGAUGGGUCGAUUGAAGACUCGAACAAUGGAAAAGCCGACGAAGCAGCGGCGACCACAGCAGGCCAAGAGUCUGGAAACGGCGGAGAAGCACCGUUGCUCAUUGAUCUUCCACAAUUCGAAGAUGUCGCAAACGAUGGUGCCAUGCGGGCGGCGUGGAACGCCAUUGUCUCUCAGAUCUCAAGCCUCAUCAGAGAAGGGCGUGCUCCAUCUCCCUGGCCGUUCUCAACGCCUCUUUCACUCGUUACACCAGUAGCGACGAAGCUUGCCUCUCUCUCAUCGUCGUCUUCGGCAGAAGGAAGACCAGGCAAUUUGCUACGGUAUCACCUCUCGGCUGUGACACCAACAGGCCCUGGCACCGCACCACUGCCAGACUGGUCCGAGGUCCCCACCCUAACAUCAUCUGGGGCCACCGUGCCUGCAUUGUCGUGGACCAAGAUCUAUGUGACGGACGAACUUUGCGACCACAGGCUACCUGUCAACAUAGUGAGGCAGCACCAAGUGCUCGUGAUUAAGAGGGGAGGAUGCGACUUUAGUGCGAAGCUGGAGAAUAUCCCUACCUACAAACCGAGCGCGCAGGCACUGCAGCUGGUGAUUGUCGUGUCGCAUGCAGACCACGACGAACACGACGGCGGAGAAGGAGAUGAUCACCACAGCGCUCAGAGUAUCUUGGACGACGAAUCCAACCUGAUUCGUCCGUACCUGCACCGCCGCCAGACGACCCCGGCGGGCUUACUACGACGGAACCCGAUCCCAAUGGUCCUCGUGGGCGGUGGCCAGAGGGUCUAUGACGCCUUUAAAACCGGUGCCGUCGCCGUGGGCGUCAAGCGACGGUAUCACGUCGAGACCAAGGGGGUGAGAAUCGCCAAUUUGGAGAUUAUCUAG
Messenger RNA from Fonsecaea nubica, 3351 nucleotides. RefSeq lists its product as hypothetical. Gene Ontology annotation, cellular component: membrane; endoplasmic reticulum. Gene Ontology annotation, biological process: endoplasmic reticulum mannose trimming; mannose trimming involved in glycoprotein ERAD pathway; carbohydrate metabolic process. Lineage: Eukaryota; Fungi; Ascomycota; Eurotiomycetes; Chaetothyriales; Herpotrichiellaceae. Gene Ontology annotation, molecular function: mannosyl-oligosaccharide 1,2-alpha-mannosidase activity; calcium ion binding. The transcript has a single exon. The record is from RefSeq and is a predicted model, not a curated record. The coding region runs from base 1 to 3351 and encodes 1116 amino acids.